Messenger RNA from Desarmillaria tabescens, 1079 nucleotides. RefSeq lists its product as uncharacterized. The transcript is spliced from 2 exons. The coding region runs from base 213 to 1016 and encodes 267 amino acids. The record is from RefSeq and is a predicted model, not a curated record. NCBI's taxonomy places the organism in Eukaryota, Fungi, Basidiomycota, Agaricomycetes, Agaricales, Physalacriaceae.
AUUUCAACACCGCCGCCCAAUGCCAGAGAUUCCAUGCGCUAUGCACCAGCUUCCCAUAGGUGAUUCAAUACGUGAAGGUGAUCACAGUUCGUACUCGUCAGAAUAGCCUUAAAAAUGCCAUUCUCAGCGACCCCUCUUUUCCUGCCUUGUUGAGUCUGAUUCCUGUCGGCCAGCUGGAGCGAUUGAAGGUGGAUGCGUACGACUUUACCAAAAUGAGUGAAUCAUCGAAGGAAUCCCUUUCUUUGCAUUCAUUCCGCUCAGCUACUGUUCACACGGGGUACAUUUCGGUUUGGAAGAAGGUCGCGGAUCUGUAUACCAUGUUUAAAGGGUCGCGGGAGCUUGAUCUUGAUUUUCAUGGGCUCCUUAAAGAUACGUCGACACCGAGCCCUCUUAUAGCCCCCCAGGGAGGGUCACUGGUAAAGCUGGCCGUGGAAGGUUAUUACCGGUCACUUCUCCAGUCGAUCAUUCAGACAGGGACGUAUCCGUUCUCGGUUAACAACCUGAAGAGUUUCUCGAUAAAGAUGUUUGAUCCAGACGAAGUUAACGAUCUGAAGGAAUUUUUAGAUUUUCCUUUGCCUUCGCUGGAGCACCUCAGCGUUUCAUAUUACUCUAUAGAAUCAGAGCGUUUUUCUUACCCAACUCUUAAUCUUCCUCCAAACCUGCGUUUUCUUUCCAUGUCAAUCAUAAUUCGGGGGCCAUGUUCGAUCAGCAACUCGUUAAGGUGGUGUGCGAAGAACUUGGAAAGUGCAAGACAUGUCUCCCUCGAAACAUUCACUAUCAAUGCAUCCCUUUUGGACUCCGAGUCCACUGAAGUAUAUCCCAACGUGCUACAAUUCUGGUCCGAAUUUGCCGUCAUGCUAUCUGAAUCUGAUUUUGGAUCUAUUCGAAACGUAUCCUUAAUAUUCAGACCAAUGAAACCAGAGGGAAGAAGCGUUCCAGGUCUGGAGUUGUACAAGAGUGCGGUCGAGAGGGAGAUGUCUUUGUUAAUCACCAGAGGACUGGUCACUAUCAGCUGAGAGCAGACCUGGGUCCUGAUCAUCAGGAUAUGUAUUAUGUAUGUUUUAAUGCAUACCCCAACC